Prorocentrum cordatum is the source of this 623-nucleotide messenger RNA. The record is from the annotation of a GenBank genome assembly. NCBI's taxonomy places the organism in Eukaryota, Dinophyceae, Prorocentrales, Prorocentraceae.
GCCACACUAUGGUGCUAGGCAUCGGCGUGGCGGGGCUCGCUUCCAUGGGCACCUCCAGUGCGCUGGGCUCCGUCGUGCGAGCCUGGGACGUGCGCGACGUGAGCGACCAGGUCACGUCGAUGGGCGGCAAGUGGAUCAAGGUAGACUUCAAGGAGGACGGCGCUGGUGCUGGCGGCUACGCCAAGGAGUCCAGUCCCGAGUUCCAGCAGGCGCAGAAGGAUACCUUCCACAAGCACGCCAAGGAAUGCGACAUCAUUAUCUCCACGGCCGCGAUCCCGGGCAGGAAGUCGCCGGUGCUGAUCGAAGAGUACAUGGUGAAAGACAUGAAGCCAGGCAGCGUCAUCGUCGACCUCGCCGCCGCUGGCGGGGGUAACUGCACGCUGACCAGGGCCGGCGAGAAGUACGUCACAGACAACGGCGUCACCAUCAUCGGGUACACCGACCUCGCGGGAAGGAUGGGCCUCCAGGCCUCCGCGAUGUACGCCCAGAACAUGCUCAACAUGUCCAACCACAUCACGGGCAAGGCGGGCGCGGAGGGCUUCAUGCCGGCCGUGAACGCCGCCCUCGGGGACCAGGAGAAAGGACAGGUCUGCUGCCAGCUGGUCCGCACGGCGCUGGCGUGA